This is a messenger RNA of Procambarus clarkii (red swamp crayfish), 2390 nucleotides long. RefSeq names its product formylglycine-generating enzyme. Gene Ontology annotation, cellular component: endoplasmic reticulum. Lineage: Eukaryota; Metazoa; Arthropoda; Malacostraca; Decapoda; Cambaridae. The record is from RefSeq and is a predicted model, not a curated record.
GUUCCUUAUCCUUAUCAGCGGGCGCAUCCGAUCCCACGAUCGUCGUCGCCCCUAAAUCAACACAAUCAAUUAUCUUUAUCAGGCAAUCAAAGACAUUGAUAACUUUCAAUCUGCCAAAUUAUGAACAUUGAUGUACCACUGUGAGUGCCGCAUCUUUCACCAUCAGCACACAUGCAGGCAUCGUGAGGAUUAAACCCUUACAAAUUGCAUCUACCAUCAAGAAGAAGUUUUACAACGACGCAUAUGAGCUGUUUCAAGACCCCCUGCUGUCUACCACGUACUCACCUAUUUGUGCUUGCGAUUUUAUUCGCUGGUGAAAAGAGGUUUUCCUAAAUACUGUAUUUACAUGAAAAAUCUGUCAUAAUGCCAGAUACCAAAUAUUUGAUCUUUUUGUUGUUGGGACUCGGUGCAAUCAGUCUCUGUCUUGGUAAUGAGCAAUACAUUACUCCACAAGUUUGUGAUAAAACAUCUGAAAGUACAUGUGGAUGUGCUGCCACCAGCAGAAAGCAGUCUGAAAAUAUUGUUGAAACUGAUGAGCUUAAUGAUAAGAUAACAAGAGUGUCUCAAAAUAAUGACCCAAGUUUUAAAUAUAGCCAAGAUGCCAACACAGUUGAUAACUCAAGACGUACCAACCAAAUGGUUGAGAUUCCUGGAGGCAGAUUUGUAAUGGGUACCAAUGACCCUGUUUUCCAUGCUGAUGGAGAACAACCUGCCAGAUGGGUAGAAAUUGAUUCUUUUUAUAUGGAUAUGUAUGAAGUGACUAAUGCAGAAUUUGAACUGUUUGUUAAUGCAAGCAGCUACAAAACAGAUGCUGAGAAGUUUGGUGACUCGUUUGUACUGGAGGGGGAGUUAUCAGAAGCAGUAAAAUCUACAAUACAAAAUGCUGUUGCUGCUGCUCCAUGGUGGCUUCCUGUGAAGGGAGCUGAUUGGAGACAUCCAGAAGGACCAGACUCUGAUAUCACUGAUCGUAUGGAUCACCCAGUUGUUCAUGUGUCAUGGAAUGAUGCAGUAGCUUUUUGCACAUGGAUGGGUAAACGACUCCCCACAGAGGCUGAGUGGGAACGUGCGUGCCGAGCUGGAAAACAGGAAAGGCUCUUUUCUUGGGGCAAUAAAUUUACUCCGAACAAUCAGUACAGGGCAAACAUAUGGCAAGGAACCUUUCCCAAUGAAGACACAGGAGACGAUGGGUGGGCGGGUCGUUGUCCAGUGACUGCUUUCCCUCCUAAUGGCUAUGGCCUGUAUAACAUCCUGGGUAAUGUGUGGGAGUGGACAGCUGACUGGUGGAAAAUUAGUCAUUCUCCAAGUCUUCAAACUAAUCCACAGGGUGCAAGGUCUGGUGAAGACAAGGUCAAGAAGGGAGGAUCAUACAUGUGCACCAAGGAGUACUGCUACAGAUAUCGAUGUGCUGCAAGGAGCCAAAACACCCCAGAUAGCACAGCUGGAAACCUUGGCUUCAGAUGUGCUGCUCAUAACCUUCCAGAUUACCUCAAGAAAUAAUAAUAGGAGUUUCUAAGUUGUCUCUUUCUUCUAACUAGGGAUUUUUUCAAGAUUCCCUACUUUCUAGGUACAUAUCCUAUUCUUCCAUAUUUGUAGGUGAUUUAGUAUACAGUAGAUUCUACCUAGGUUCUACCUACCUAAAAUACCAAAUGUCACCACCAGGGUCCCGAUCUGGACCCUUGGAUGUCCAUGGAUUCUUCUUGGUGUUUUGUAAAUACCAAGAAGGAUCGUAUGUUCACAGGAGAAGGGUUCCCUUAUCUUCCUGAUCGGUAUGAGUUUGAUUUGACAGCAGCUUUUCCAAGGGCACGCUUCUGUGUGCUAUUCAAUCCUGUGGAUUCAUCUUUGCAGAGGUUUCCCUCUUUCUAAGUCUCCACUUCAGUUGGUCGUGAAGGUAUUUUGCAUUAUCUCUUACAGAACCUUGCUUCCAUGAUGGACCCUGGUUCCUUUGAAUUCGGGUUAGCAUUACUUUUUUGGCGUUGUUAUAAGGUUCUGGAUUCAUCCUGGGGACAUGGCAGGGGUUCUGUUAUGCCUGUAUGCUUGAAUGGCGUAAAGUGCUUAACGCUCUUCAGGUGUUCUUGGUUGACACUCCUUAUUCCCAGCUCGAGCACUGCUUAUUUGCUCCUGCUCUUCCCCAAGGAUGUGGGUAAGUGGCAGCUUCACAUUCACCUGCUAGUGCUGUCCUCUGCCCUUAUCACAGAUCACGGGGCUCAUAUGCACUUGGCAACAGUCAUGCAUUUUUGGGCUCUUGUGGAGCUUAUUCUCCGAUCAGGGGCCAAAUUCACGAAACAGUUACACAAGUACAGUACUUACGAACGUGUACAUCUUUCCUCAAUCUUUGACGGCUUUGGUUACAUUUAUUAUACGGUUUACAAGCAUAAAAACUUCUCAAUCAA